CAGGGAGGGGACCCCUGACAGCAGCCGCGUUCACUGGGGUGUCUGGCUUUGUGCGUGUCUGGCUGCCUCCUCCUUCCAGCUGCCCCUGGCUACAGACUUCUUCCCCCCCAACCCGCCACGCACGCGGCCCAGGCCCGGCUCCGCUGCCUCGGCUCGCCACUGGGCAAGAAUUUCUAUCCCUUGGCGCCUCCCUGGUCUCCGCAUCCAACUUCCCCUCUCCCAUCCCAGCCAAACAGCAUCGAGAGCCGCGCCUCCGCCUCCUUCUUCCCGCGAGCCCCGCGGCGGGGUCCCUCUGCCCCGAGCCCUUCCCGCUAGGUGCGGCUGCUCUCUCCGCGGCCCCCCGCCAGCCCUUGCAGCCCCCUCCCGCUGCUGUCAUGGCCUCCCUCCUCCUCCUCCUCGCGCUCUCUGCCCCGGGCACGUCCCUCUUCCCCCCAGGCUCGGGGCGGCUGGUCCCCUACGAUCUGCUCUACGCGGAUGGGGUCCGGGCCUAUUUCGCGCGGGACUGGCCGCGGGCGGCCGAGCUGCUGCAGCGCGCCCUGCACAGCUACUCGCAGCUGCUGGCGGCGCGGCGCGGCUGCCAGGGCAGAUGCAGGGACGAGGCCGGCUUCGCGGGCCCGCCGGCCGCUCCCUCCUGGGAGACCCGCUUCUUCGACAGGGUCCUGCAGCGCGCCGAGUGCCUGGGGGAGUGCCUGGGGCGCCGGCUGGGCGCGGAGCCCUCCCUUCACAGGGCCAGCAGGGAGAUCCAGGAGGACUUCGAGCAGAGGGAGCCCUACAACUACCUCCAGGUGGCCUUAUUCCAGCUGAAGAAGCUGGAUGAAGCAGUGUCAGCAGCUCACACGUUUUUCGUGGCCAAUCCCCAGCACCUACAGAUGCGUGAGGACAUGGAGAAAUAUCAGCGCAUGGCAGGGGUGAAGCUAGAGAGUUUCCGAGACCUGCAGGCCACACUGUACUGGGAGGCAUAUGAGACUGGGGUGCAGCACUACAAUGUGGACGAGUACCUGCAGGCUGCUGUGAAGCUGGAGGAGUCACUCGAAGAGGUACUAUUGGCACUGGAGGAUUGUCGAGCUCUGUGUGAGGGGCCCCAGGAGGAUGGCACAGAGGAGGAGAUGCAACCUGGCCUUUAUGAAGCCAUCGCAGCCCAUUAUAUUCAGGUCCUGAAGUGCAGGCAGCACUGUGUCCUUGAAGUUGCCACCAAGCCCGGACGGGUUUCAGCCACCGACGAUUUCAUACCAUCCCAUUUGGAUUUAUUGCAGUUUGCUUAUGAUCAAGUUGGGAACCACACACUGGCUGCUGAAUGUGCUGCUUCUUACUUGCUCUUUUAUCCUUCGGAUGAACUGAUGCUGGAGAAGAUGAAACGGUAUCAGGCGGAGCUGGGAGAGGGAGCAUCAAUCACAGCCAGAGAGAAUAUUCAGCGCUAUGUGCAGAGGUCUCUGAUGGAGAAGAAAUUGAUUUACUAUGCAGUGGAGCAUCUGGGAGGAACUUUUGAUGACCCUGACCCUUGGACCCCUGAUGAGCUGAUUCCUGAAAGUCUGAAGCAGAAACACAGGGAGAAUCAGAAGAAGCAGAGGCUGGAGAAUCUGGAUGUGGGAGAGCAGGAGCAGAGGGGUCCAUUCACUUUUGAGGGCAUCAGCGUCGCCAUGGAUUCUCAUCAGCUGAAUGGAUCCCAGCGGGUCGUCUUUGACAGAGUCCUGACUGAUUCUGAAUGUAAGGACAUUCUCCGGCUGGCAAAGGUGAGGACAGGAGCCUACAAGGGGCGGCAGGCAGCUGGCGGCACGGGAGAUGGUUACCGGGGCAGACAGUCCCCUCAUACCCCCCAUGAGAGAUUUGAAGGGUUAACAGUGUUAAAGGCUUUGCAGCUGGCACAGGAUGGGACCGUGAACUGGAGAGAUGCCACACUGCUCCUGCAUGCCAGCGAGAAAUCCCGGAAAAUAGUAGAAUCCUAUUUCACCCCUGGGAAAAGGCUCCAUUUCUCAUUCACACACCUCGUGUGCCGCACGGCUGUAGAGGGGGACCAGGAUGGUCGCAUGGAUCUCAGUCACCCAGUUCAUGCUGAUAACUGUCUCUUGGAUCCUGAGGGGAAAGAAUGCUGGAGAGAACCACCUGCCUACAUGUACAGGGACUACAGUGGGAUCCUCUACCUCAAUGAUGACUUCCACGGUGGGGACCUGUUCUUCACUGAACUGGAUGCAGUGACUGUUACGGCUCAGGUGCGCCCCAAAUGUGGGAAGCUGGUGGCCUUCAGCUCUGGAGGGGAGAAUCCCCAUGGUGUAUGGGCAGUGACCCGUGGGCGGCGCUGUGCCAUUGCUCUCUGGUACACCCUUUCUCCGGAACAUGCAGAGCAGGAGCGGAUGGAGGCUGAGGACUUGAUGAGACAGAGAGACGUGGAGCAGGAACUGUCACACACAGAUGUUGAGAAGCAUAUGGGCACUGACCACAGUGGUGGGGCCUCACCAGAGCCCCCCGUGCCCAAGGGAAGAGCCAGAGCCUCAAGCCAGAGACGUACGUCAAGCUCAGAGUCUGGGCAGCAACCCCAGAAGCUGCGAGCCAGGGAUGAGUUCUGAGCCAGGUGUGACAGCAGGGCCACACACACCGGCCUGGUAGCUUCGGAACAUGGGGUGGAGGUCUUUAGGGCAAUUUAUUAGUGCACUUGCCCCAAAAACAGGGGGAGGAGGCAACUUGCUUCUCAAUGACGUGUCCAACGAAACGAUGGCAUCAUGAGCAGAACAGGAAGGGCCCUGGCGCCCAGCUCCGUAUUCACUCCCUUGACCUGAGAAUUAUUUAGUCACUCAGAAGUAACAAGCCAGGCUCCCCCCAUGUCCUCUCUUUCAGUGGGACCAUCCAUAUUCCUAUAGGAGCAAAGCAGCAGAAGGAGGGUUCUUGGGACCUUUUUAGGUGGGGGAUUUUCUUACUCCUCAGAGAUCGGGUGAGAAUGAGAGAAGCAUCUGGAAUUCCCAGGCCAAGCACCUGCCAUCCCCCUCCCCCAGACCAGAGAGCCCUGAGAUCAAGAUGGGGAGAAGGAGGGUCAGGGGUGUGACUGCAGGAAAUAAAGGAUGAAUGAACAACCAGAGA
Messenger RNA from Mauremys reevesii (Reeves's turtle), 3069 nucleotides. RefSeq names its product prolyl 3-hydroxylase 3 (gene P3H3). Gene Ontology annotation, cellular component: endoplasmic reticulum. Gene Ontology annotation, molecular function: L-ascorbic acid binding; iron ion binding; procollagen-proline 3-dioxygenase activity. The record is from RefSeq and is a predicted model, not a curated record. NCBI's taxonomy places the organism in Eukaryota, Metazoa, Chordata, Testudines, Geoemydidae. Bases 375 to 2561 code for a protein of 728 amino acids. The transcript has 15 exons. Gene Ontology annotation, biological process: collagen metabolic process.